This is a messenger RNA of Sorghum bicolor (sorghum), 1376 nucleotides long. RefSeq lists its product as uncharacterized. The coding region runs from base 230 to 994 and encodes 254 amino acids. NCBI's taxonomy places the organism in Eukaryota, Viridiplantae, Streptophyta, Magnoliopsida, Poales, Poaceae. The transcript is spliced from 4 exons. The record is from RefSeq and is a predicted model, not a curated record.
GGUCUCCACCCUCCCUCCCUCCCUCCUGUAUAAACUUGGCCAAGAAAAGCAACCGGAGGGAGGAGAAAGGCAAGGGAAGUGGGAAGGUAGGAGAGAGAGAGGGAGCCAGGGAAAGCUCUCUUCUUUCUUCCUCCUCCUCUCGAAUUCCGUCUCUGGUCUCUGUCCUCCUCGCCCGGUUUCCCCCGUUUUUUGAGAGGGGAAAGAGGAGGCGGAGGCGGAGGAGGGAGGGAUGGGGCGGGACGAGAGGUUCCCGGUGUGGGAGGCCGCGCUCGGCGCCGGGGUCGCCGCCGCCUUCGCCGCUGGGCUCGUCGGGGUCUACCUUUCCAUGCCGGACUCCGACUACAGCUUCCUCAAGUUGCCACGUAAUCUCGAGGAACUCCAAAUCCUCACUGGCCAUCUUGAGAACUAUACUAGUGAUUACACCCUACAGGUGUUAGUAGGUUAUUGCGCUGUGUACAUCUUCAUGCAGACCUUCAUGAUCCCAGGGACAAUAUUCAUGUCUCUGCUUGCUGGUGCUCUAUUUGGGCAACUCCGGGGCUUGGCCCUGGUGGUCUUUGCUGCCACUGCUGGUGCUUCUUCGUGCUAUUUCCUGUCGAAGAUGAUUGGGAAGCCACUGGUGUUCACACUGUGGCCAGAUAAGCUCAGCUUCUUCCAGAGACAGGUUGCUAAAAGAAGAGAGAAGCUGUUGAAUUACAUACUUUUCCUCAGGGUGACCCCAACGUUGCCAAAUACUUUCAUCAACUUAGCUUCACCCAUAGUAGAUGUCCCCUACCAUACAUUCUUACUGGGAACUCUCAUUGGUCUUAUCCCAGCUGCUUAUGUGACUGUCAGGGCUGGAAUUGCUCUAGGAGAGUUAACUUCGCUGAGUGACCUUUACGACACCCAGUCUAUAGCACUGCUAUUCCUGAUCGGUGUUGUUUCAGUCACACCAGCAUUGUUGGGCAAGGACGAGGCACAAGAAAAACCAUCAGAAAUGGUGGUAGGCGCGUCAUGAUCACCAAAGCACCGAGAGGUGUCCACCUCACCUGUAUAUAUCAACAUCCAGCAUGCAGUGGCUUCAUUAGUUCGGAUCCACAGGCCCUUGUGGCUGGAUGACAGAACUGGUUGGCAUGGCUACACAGCUUGGCGGGUCCUCGGCCUAAACUCCGUCGCACCGCCGGCCUACAGAGGCACCUGUGUCACCAUCAUCAGAACAUGAUUCGGUGGCCAUUCACCACAUUAUGAAUGAAUGAAUGAACCUGGGAAGCAGAAUGCCCGUUAGACAAGCUGCUCUUAUGUGUAAACGAGUAGUGCUGUUCGGAUAGAACAGGCAUUUAGUCCAAUCCCUGUAUAUAUAGACCAGAUUCAUUCAAUCCAUAUUCAGUGGUUCAAAGAUC